Drosophila busckii is the source of this 5785-nucleotide messenger RNA. RefSeq names its product carboxypeptidase D (gene svr). Gene Ontology annotation, biological process: proteolysis. Gene Ontology annotation, molecular function: metallocarboxypeptidase activity; zinc ion binding. The coding region runs from base 660 to 4985 and encodes 1441 amino acids. The transcript has 9 exons. The record is from RefSeq and is a predicted model, not a curated record. NCBI's taxonomy places the organism in Eukaryota, Metazoa, Arthropoda, Insecta, Diptera, Drosophilidae.
ACAACAUGCAAUAAAAACAAUCGUGUGGCAAAGAAAAGCAAACAAAUGCUAUUAAUUUAGGUUUAAGCGUAAACGCAGCAUUGUCGCCAACAAUAAAAACAACAGCAAACAGCGCCAGCAUAAAAUUAAAGCCCAUGACUGCUGGAGCUGCUGCUGAGUGCAAAGUUUUGACACGCUCUCCCUUGCUCAUUGUGCUUCGCUCGCUCUCUCUCGUUAUCUCUCGCUCGCUCGCGCGCGCUUUGACGUGUAAUUUCCCUACAAUUAGCGCCUUCCUCUCCGUCCCCUGAAGCACAGCACAGUCAACUUGGGGCGACAGCGACGUCAGCAGCGACUGCGACAGUGGGGCACAGAGCACACACAAAUACACAUAUACAGACGCAGGCAAACACACGGCUUAAGGCCAAACAACGCAGCAAAUUUUCAAACAGUACAUUUUCUGAAGCUGAGCCGAGCCGAGUGGACAACAACUGGUGCUGCGGCAACGGCGACAAACAACGCAUAUUCCAGACUCGAUAACCGACCAAAACGGACGUACACCGGACCGCCGCCGCGGACACAGGAGAGGCAUCGACGAUCAGUUGAGAUUAGACCAAUUGGCCAAGCAGUGUUAACUGGCGCACUCCAGUUGUUGGUGGAAGCAUAACAACAACAAGAACGAAAUGCAGCCAAUUGUGACAUUGUUGCUGCUGGCUUUGCUUGCCGUAUUAAGCAGUCAAAGCGCAGGCUAUGUCAUUAAGGAGGAUGAAAGUUUCCUGCAGGUGCCGCACUACAGCAGCCAAGAGGAGCUGGAGGAUAUGUUUGCCCGCAUGGAGAAAGCGUAUCCGGAGCAGGUUCGCGUACACAACAUUGGACGCUCGCUGCAGGGACGAGAUCUUCUGGUACUGCAAAUCUCACGCAGCAUUAGGGAACGACCGCUGCUAACGCCGCCCGUGAAAUAUAUUGCCAAUAUGCAUGGUGAUGAGACAGUGGGACGACAGCUGCUUGUCUAUUUGGCGCAGUAUCUGUUGGGCAACUAUGAGCGCAACCUGGAGGUGGCCCAGCUGGUUAACAGCACGGAUAUAUAUCUAAUGCCCACCAUGAAUCCCGAUGGAUUCUCCAUAUCUCAGGAGGGCAGCUGCGAGUCGCUGCCAAACUAUGUGGGGCGUGGCAAUGCAGCGGGCGUGGACUUAAAUCGUGAUUUCCCCGAUCGCUUGGAGCAAUCGCAUGUCAAUCAGCUGCGCGCGCAGUCGCGUCAGCCGGAGACAGCCGCGCUAGUUGAAUGGAUAGUGAGCAAGCCAUUUGUGCUGUCAGCCAAUUUCCAUGGCGGCGCUGUUGUGACCAGCUAUCCCUAUGACAAUUCCAUUGCGCACAACGAUUGCUGCGAGGAGAGCCUUACGCCCGACGAUCGUGUCUUCAAGCAGCUCGCCCACAGCUAUGCGGACAAUCAUGCAAUCAUGCGUGGUGGCAACAACUGCAAUGACAGCUUUGCUGGCGGCAUAACCAAUGGCGCCAACUGGUACGAACUCUCCGGUGGCAUGCAGGACUUUAACUAUGCCUUUACCAACUGCUUGGAGUUAACCAUUGAGUUAUCCUGCUGCAAAUAUCCUGCCGCAAGUAGUCUGCCUAUUGAGUGGGCAAACAACAAGCGUCCACUGCUGGAGCUCUUGAAGCAGGCGCAUAUUGGCAUCAAGGGUCUGGUGCACGAUGCCAGCGGCUUUCCCAUUGCCGACGCCAACGUUGUCGUUUCCGGACUCGAGGACAAGCCCAUGCGCACCUCCAAGCGCGGUGAAUACUGGCGCCUGCUCACGCCCGGCAUCUAUAGCGUGCAGGCCACGGCCUUUGGUUAUGAGCCAAGUCAAGCGCAGAAGCUACACGUGACAAAUGAGAAUGCGGAGGCGCUGCGCGUGGACUUCAAGCUUUUGCCGCUGGAGGCAAGCUUUGGUGGCAAUUACCGCAAAUUGAAAGUGGAGCGCGCGGAGCCGGCAGAGCACCUCAAGGAGUUGUAUGAAGGCUUCCUGACGCCCACGAAGUUCGAGCAUCAUAACUACGAGUCCAUGCAGAGCUAUCUGCGCAAUCUGAGCGCCAGUUAUCCCACACUGACGCGUGUCUAUAGCAUUGGCAAGAGCGUGCAGGGCCGCGAUCUGUGGGUAAUGGAGAUCGCCAGUGCCCCAGGCGUGCAUGUGCCGGGCGUGCCGGAGUUUAAGUACGUGGCCAAUAUGCAUGGCAAUGAGGUUGUGGGCAAGGAGAUGCUGCUGCUGCUGAGCAAAUAUAUGCUGGAGCGCUAUGGCAACGAUGAGCGCAUCACACGGCUGGUGAACAGCACUAGGAUGCACUUCCUCUAUAGCAUGAAUCCGGAUGGCUAUGAAGCAUCCCAUGAGGGCGACCGUGCCGGCGGCAAAGGACGCUCAAAUGCGAACGACGUGGAUCUGAAUCGCAAUUUUCCGGAUCAAUACGGUACGGACAAGUUUAAUAGAGUCACGGAGCCCGAGGUGGCCGCUCUUAUGAACUGGACGCUAUCGCUGCCAUUUGUGCUGUCCGCCAAUUUGCAUGGCGGCUCACUGGUGGCCAACUAUCCCUACGAUGACAACGAGAAUGACUUCAAUGAUCCGUUUGCGCGUUUGCGUGAUGCCAGCAUUAGUGGACGCAAGAUGAAUCCCACCGAGGAUAACGCACUGUUCCGGCAUCUGGCCUUGGUGUACUCGCGUGCCCAUCCCAGCAUGCAUCUGGGCAAGCCUUGUGAGCUCUUCAAGAACGAGCUGUUCCACGAAGGCAUCACCAAUGGCGCCCAGUGGUACAGCGUCACGGGCGGCAUGCAGGAUUGGAAUUAUGUGCGCGCUGGCUGCUUGGAGAUCACCAUCGAAAUGGGCUGCGACAAGUUUCCGCUGGCCAAGGAUCUGCCGCAGUAUUGGCGCGACAAUCGCGAGCCAAUGCUGCAGUUCAUUGAGCAAGUGCAUCAUGGCGUGCAUGGCUUUGUGCGCAGCUCCAUUGGCACGCCCAUUGCGGGCGCCGUAGUGGGCAUGGAUGGUGGCAAUCACUCCAGCUACAGCGGCACCUUUGGCGACUACUACAAACUGGCGCUGCCCGGCCGCCACAACAUUACCGUGCUGGCCGACGGCUAUGCGCCGCUGCGCGUCGAGGUCGAGGUGCCCAGCGUCGAGCCCUUUGGCAUGCGCCUGGACGUCACUGUCAUGCGCGACGAUCCGCAGCAUUGGGCGUCGGCGAACGACUUCCGCAUCAUUGAGAAUGUGGUGAACACACGCUACCACACCAAUGCCGAGGUCAGAGGUCGUCUGGCAGAGCUGGAGAACCAGAAUGCAGAGAUUGCCAGCUUCGGCUAUGCGGACAACGAGUUUAGUCGCCACUUCAACUACCUCAAGCUCACGUCCAAUAUUGCUGAACCGGAGGAGCACAAGUUCAAGUUGCUGGUGGUUAGCUCGCUGUUCGAUACGGCCGUGCCGCUCUCGCGUGAAAUAAUGUUGAACUUGGUGCGGCAUCUCAUCGAGGGCUACAAGCUGCAGGAUGCGACUGUGGUGCAGCUGCUCAAGCAUAGCGUCAUCUACUUUCUGCCCCAAGAGCAGCAGUUCGCCCAGGUCUUUAACAUGUACAAUGCCAACAAUUCCAUCUGCGAUCCCGUGCUGCCCGAUGAGCUGGCCGAUCGUCUGCUCAGUCCCGAAACGGAAUCCUCACGCGAUCUCUUCCUCGAGUUCUUGCGCAGCGAACGCUUCGAUCUAAUGCUAACCUUGAGCGCCGGCAGCUCAGACGUUAACUAUCCCAAGGGCGACGCUAUUCUGGAGAAGUUUGCGCUCAGCAUACAGCGCACCGAGUUCAACUAUUCGCCGCUGCAGUGCAGCAGCUCCACCACCAGGGAGCUGCAUCGCGAGUCCACGGACCGAGUGACCAAUAUGCUCUACAAGCUCUACAAACUGCCCAUGUAUACGCUGGGCUUGUCCUGCUGCCGCAUGCCGGCCCAGGCGCGCAUUGCCAGCGUCUGGCGCACCAACAUUGAGAAGGUCAAGAACUUCUUUGCGCUGGUGCAGACCGGCGUGACGGGCUUCGUGCAGAGUGAUCAGGGCCAGCCGUUGCGUGAGGCGUAUGUGCGUCUGCUGGAGCAUCCGUUUGUCUACAAUGUGACGCGCAAUGCGGCGCGGUUCCAGCUGAUGCUGCCCAAGGGGCUCUAUGGCAUGGAGAUUAGCGCGCCCAACUACGAAUCGCAGAUGCUCAAGGUGCAAGUGCGUCAAGGACAAAUCAAGGACAUGGGCACCAUACGACUGCACGCCUUUAAGCUCAUACGCGGCGAGGUGACCGAGUAUAAUCACAGACCCAGCAGCUCUGGGCCCACCACUAGCAUCGCUGGCAUUGUGAUGGACGAGAGCAAUCAUCCCAUACGCAAUGCCAAGGUCUCGGUGCUGCUGCCGGCAAACUCCAAGCAUCUGCGCAACUUCACCAACAGCAUGGGCGAAUACCGCUUGGCUGCCGUGCCGUUGGGCAGUGUGACGCUCAAAGUGGAGGCACCGCGUCAUUUCGAGACGACACGCGAGCUGCAACUGCCCCUGGCUGGGCAACUCACCGAGAAUGUCGUGUUCCAUUUAAAAUUCAAUGCCCAGGUGUUUGGUCUGCCGCGUUUCCUCUUCAUCAUCGUUGCCAGCGUGCUCAUUAUUGUGGGCGUGGUCAUUUGUGUGCUGUGCGCACAAUUCUGGUUCUAUAGACGCCACCGUGGACGCAUGCCCUAUUAUAACUUCUCGCUCUUGCCGCAAAAGGGCAAGGAGCAGUUUGAGCUGGACGACGAUGCUGGCGAUGAUGGCGAAACCGAACUAUUUCGUUCGCCCAUCAAACGUGGAAUGACUAUACAGCCUUACUUUGAUGAGGAUCAGCUGGAGCACAUCUUGCACACAGAUGACGAUGAGGACGAUGAGGUGGAGGCUGCGCACUCGCCAGAGCUGGAGGAUAUUGAUGACAGCGGCGAUGAGAUUGUCAUGUUGCAUAGUCACAAUCGACGUCAGCGUUAGAGAGAACACAACACAAACCAACAACAACAACAACAACAACACACAACAACAUAACUGUGAUUCAAACGUUUUUCAAAAACCAAGCGCUCCCUCUUCUAAUUGUAUAAUGCUUUUAAUCCUUAAUAUUAAUAACUUUUUGUAAUUUAUUAACAAACUUUGCUAUUAUUUUGUUGUGUUUAUUGCAAUGUAUGGUGCGCAUCUUUGUACACGCAACACGAGCUUUAUAUACCCUAUAUACAUAUACAUAUAUAUUAUAUAUAUUUCAAAUAGUAAAUUCAAACUCUUAUGAUGUAUGAUUAUGAUGUUGUGGCGAAUCUCUGGAAACUAAACACUUUUAAUUUAAAUAAUUUUUUUUAAACUUAUGUACAUAUGUACGUUGUAAUUACGUUUAAGACUGAGCCUAUUUAACUAAAACUAAACGCUGGACAAACUGCAAAAAAGCAUUAACAAUAGCAAUAUUCUAACAAAAUAGAAACAAGAAACAGACUCUAGGCACAUUCCAUGUCAAGCAAGUGGUAAUUGGCAAAAACAAGCUUUAAUAUAAAUAUGUAUAUAUAUACAUACAACUUCGUAUGUUUGUCCAUUUUCGAACCGGCUUUUAUUUGUAUAAAUUAUUAAGUACAUAUGUUUGUAUGUCUAAUUAAAAGUUAACACAAAUGUUUCAAAUUGCACCUUAUGAAGCUUAUACAUACAUACAUACAUUCGAACUAGCCUUAGUAAUGCACGAUUUUAAAUCUAUAUAUACCAAUAUACAUAUAUAUACAAUAUUUGAAAAGGUGCAGUAUUUAUUUAUAUGAAUG